This is a messenger RNA of Topomyia yanbarensis, 3505 nucleotides long. RefSeq names its product adventurous-gliding motility protein Z. The transcript is spliced from 8 exons. Bases 932 to 2437 code for a protein of 501 amino acids. Lineage: Eukaryota; Metazoa; Arthropoda; Insecta; Diptera; Culicidae. The record is from RefSeq and is a predicted model, not a curated record.
UCGGUCAGAUUCGUACCUCUCGCGUAGGGAGCCAAAGCCUGACCCCCAAAGCUAGGAGCGGGAAACCUUGUUCUUAGUUCGGAAAAAGUUAUUUUCUCAUUAGUGCUGGACACUUAUCAACUUUUGCGUCCUGUCAAUCAAAAAGGUAGUGAAACUUUGGGUGUUUUAAUUCGCUCGGUGAAUGCUUUUAAUCUGCAGUAAGGAGCAUAAUGAAGGAUGCGGUCCUUUUUGACGUAUGAGUGGAUUCUGAAUUAAGAUGUAUUACCCGGGAAUGCGACACGGUGCUAGCAACGGAUCACUGAGGGAAUGAUGUGAAAAAUUUAAUCUCGGAACAGGAUCCCUUAGGGCAAAAGAAAUUAAUUCCUUUCAGUAUCCCUCGUCAAAGACGCCCUCCACUAGUAAGGCUUGUCAUCGUCAGUCUAAUGAGAUAGGUGAAGGCAGGGGGAGAAACCCCAUUUGACAGGUGUGAUAUGUUGGUUUAAUUGUGUGGAAAAGUGAAAAGUGUACUCUAGUAGCUCGGAUAAAAUUGGAUUAGAACGGGCAAGGUCGGAUUAGCCACUGCUGUUGCUGUUGUUGUUGUGUUUACUAAUUGUUACAUCAAAGCUAGAAAAAGAAUGCACAACAUGCCAGGAUGUAAAAGCAUUAUCAGCGCGUCAAUGACUCUACCUAGCAGUGUGAACAGAACUUGAACAUGAAACGUGAUUAGUAAAUUAUAAAAAGAAAAAAUAUCUGCUUGUUCGGGCGAUGGACAGAAGAACCCAGUUCUCGAACAUGUGAAGAAUAAGAGCAGACAUCGAUGUCAUCUAAGGCCUACAGUGAUUCUUGUGCAACUUUAUAACGCCAGCCUCUUCUCAACUCGUACAUCGCCGCCACCAUUCACGACAAACGCUACUGCUCCUCAAAGGUGACUUUUGACGACACCCAGCUCGAGAUGGAAUCUGUUGGGCACGUAACCGUGCCGCUUCGUGUCGGUGGCAAAAAGAUGCGGAAAAGACGCGAAUUGGAUGCCCUAGUGGCACACUCUCUCGCUAAAAGCUCAGGAAAACGUCACAUGGCCGGAAACGGAAUCGCUUCCCACGAUCAGCUGCUAUCAAACUCCACAGACGAACAGGAGGACUACUCAUGGCAGCCAAAGGUUCGCGCCCAAUCACGUUGCCGGAGGAAGCGCUUUUCCUGUGUGCGCACAUGCGGUCCCCUCAUUCUAGUGUCCUGCAUUUUCCUCUCGCUAGGUUUUAUGUACUGGCUGUACUUUGACAUCAGGCAGCAGGUUUCCGAGUACCGGAUUCGCAUCGAGCAAGUGUCAGCAACUAGUCACAACGUGCCGGAAGCCUUACAGAAAUGGCACGAAACGUCCAAAAUACUCGAGCAAAAUCAAACGGCGCUGAACGGGCGGCUGCACGAGAUUCAACAAGUGUUGGGCAAUUUUUCCACAGAGCUCAAACAGCUUCGGGAUACGAUAGAGAAGAAGAACGAAAAUUCCCAGGAAGCACAACUCAACAGUCUGAUGACAAAUGUGGCCAAUCUUGGUUCCCAGAUCAAGGACGCCCUCGCCCGGAUAUCGUCCCUGGAGGAUCGGUACACGGCGGCGCAGACUGAGCAGAAGACGCUGGAGAAGAGCGUGGAUGAUUUGCAGACCGUCUUCUCCCAAAUCCGCAACAGCUCGUCCCGGACCGCGAUGGCCGGCGACAAUGCGAGCAACGUGACCGAGCAGAACAUUGCCAACAUCCGGGAGCAACUGUCGACACAGAUCACAAACCUUGCGCAAAAUUUCACCGCUGAGCUGGAAACACUGAAGAAAAAGAACGUCUGGCUUGACAACGAUCUGAAGAGUCACGAGAAAAGCAUCGACGAGUUGCUCGAGAACUCCGCCAACGUUUCGUCUCACGUAAAAUCGGUCGAGAACAUCUGGGUUGAGAUGAAAAAGAAUCUCACCAACCUGGAGGGAGCCGGUAAGCAGAUGACCGACCAGAUCGAACUUUUACAAAAUGUGACGGUUACACUGCGCAGUUCGAUUGGGACUGUUCGCGAAGAAUGCGAUCGAUAUCACAGUCAGAACGAUGUAAUCAACGGCGAGCUCAGUGCAAUCAAAGACCGGCUGGAGAAAGUUGUGAAACAGGAGAUCCCCGCGACCGCUCCGAUGAAAAACGUCACUCAGACACAACAGAAAACGAUUCCGUCAAAUCUCUCGCUGUUGUUCAACAAUUCUCCAACGGAGUCAACAGCUUCCAAAGAUACUACUGCAGCUGCCGACCGUGGUCCAAAUCAACCAGCUGUCUCUGCCAAUCUGCAGCAAGACAAAGAAAAGGGAGCAGCAUCAGUCUCGGCGGCGUCGACAGCUCAGCAAACAUCCGCAACACCAUCUGUAAGCAGCAGCACAAGCAUACCAGUGACAACCAAUGCCAGUCGCAGCAAGAUCCUAACAGCCAACGGAAUGUAAGAGCGCGGGUUUACGAGUCCAUGCUGCAUAAAUGUGUCACCCUUUGCCAAUUUUAACUUUUUCCACAGAGCAGAACGAUAAUGUAUUUACGCUAAGAGCGAGUUGUUUGUACUUAUAUAAUAAAAAAAAGUCAAAUUCAGUGCGGGUUGGAACCUGUUGAUUAAGUUUUAGUGUGAAACAAAGUUGUGUUUUAGUGUAAAAAGACGCACUCUUAGCACAGAAGACAAGAACAAAAAGCCACUUAUGAUAAAUUGAGACACACACAACUCACAGAUUCUAGUUUAUGCAGAAGAAACCACAACAAAGAUAAAAUCAAAUAUACGAUAAAAAUCAUUACCUUAUUAGAUAAAAAGAGCAGUUUUCGAUCCCAGUAAUAGUACAGUUAGUGAAAACAGAAACUCAAUUUAAGCAACAUCGAAAUCUAUUUAAUCAAUUCAUAGAACGUAUCAGUAAAAAUUUGGCCCAGGCGGAGUAGCUAGUUGAAGGUAUUUCCAAAACCACAAAAGAGAAUGAAAGGAGGAGGAACUGUUACCAUUUGAAACUGUAAAACGUAGAACGCGUAACGUGAUACCUAAAUGAUGAAUUUGAAGAUGAUAUUUUAGAAAUAAAAAGAAACGAGUUGCGGUCACUAGAAUCCCAACCAAACAAACAGUGCAGUCGAAUUUUCUGUUCAUCGACUGCGUUGUGAUAAGUUUUUUAGAUUCAAAGGUACUCAUUGGUUGCAAAUCGCCUACAGACAUCCCGCUCAGCUUUCCAGGUUAACUUCAAUCUAUAUAGAAGAGGAGAAAACUGUACAGCAGGAUAAAUCUAACGCGAGCGCCAUUUUAGUUUUAGCUUUAGCAACCGGAAAAACACAUGUAAUAAUUUAACUACAGCCAAAAAAAUAAGAGUUUUUGUACUUAUUUGUCGAAAAAUGCUAGCGAAACAGAGUCCAGUAGAUGCAUGAAUCAGUUUUGCAUUCUGUAGAUACCUUUGUACUCCCAGAGAUGAAUUAUUGGAUACAUCCAAACAAAAGUGCUAAAGUAAAUGAUCAAAGAAACCAAUAAAAGAAACAUUCAAUUCAAAGCG